AUGGCGAUUACUUCCGUGAAUAUUGCCAAGAGAGAAGAUUGUAUUGACAUGAAGGAAGUCAAUACGACGACAUAUGGUAGCACUAGUACAGGCAGUCGUCUUGAAGUGCGCUCCUGGGAGAAGCUUUACCCGCAUGGAGACGUCUAUAGUCCGCGCACAGGUCACACAGUCACCAGCCAAGAUAAUAAAGUGUAUGUCUUUGGUGGUACAGAUCGCAGACGUCGACAACAUGAUCUGUACCAGUUGGAUGUCGGAUCGGGCAUGUGGUCACAAGUGCAGACGCAUGGGGUGCUCCCACCGAGACGUUCUGGUGCACUUGGUGUUGUCCAUGCGAGUGACAUGUUUAUCUUUGGCGGAUAUGACGGCCGCGACGGCAAUUACUUUAACGAUCUGUAUUACUUCAGCUUUGAUGAUCAGCGAUGGAGUCAGAUGCCCAGUGUAGCGGAGAACCGGCCUGAAGCCCGCACCGACCACAUUAUGGUGCUGCACUCGUCCAGUAUCUAUAUCUUUGGUGGUUAUAAUGGCUCAAGUCGGUUUAAUGACCUUUGUGGGUAUGACAUUCAAGCCCAGCGCUGGAUGCAAUUAGAGACUUCUGGUGCUAUCCCAUCCAGGCGAUUCGGACACAGCGGCGUCGUACAUACUGAGACCAACCGACUGAUUAUUUUUGGAGGAUGGGAUGGGCGUGAGACCCUCAAUGAUCUGUACGAGUACAGCUUCGUUACGAACAAGUGGAGAAAGAUGGAGUCGUCCGGCAUCAGCCCACCACACCGAUACCGCCACACGGCUGUGAUUUUUGGAGACAAUAUGUUUGUCUUUGGAGGAGUAGACAAGACCCACAGUCGUUUUAAUGACCUGCAACGUCUCGAUUUGGUGACCAACACGUGGAGCGAGGUUUGUACUACUGGAAGCGUCCCGAGCAGCCGAACCUUCCACCGAGCUGUGGUCGUGGGUAGCAAAAUGUACUUGCUAGGAGGAUACGAUGGCACGGAUAGACUGCAGGAUUUGUACUCGAUCGACAUUGGAGCGCUUACACCGCCGUCGCUGCUGGAAAUCUGUGCUGACUACGUUCGAGCGAAUUUGAACACGGUGAUGGCGACAACAACAUUUAAGGGUGUUCCACAGGAUAUCAUUGAUCAUGUAAUUUUCAAACGCGAUCUGGAGGGAGGACUUCGGGGAAAGUGCAAGCUUUGCCGACCAGGCAGAUGCUGUGUUUACCGAAUGCAGAAGAUGGAACCGUGCCCGCAGGAUGACGACGAGCUGACUCGAGCAGACCUUUGCGGCUGCGUGUGUGGUCACUCUGCACUUCACCAUGAGGUGGUAGAGGAAUCAACACUCUAUGGAAAAAAGCCGAUCGGACUAACAUCAACAAAAGUGCUGGUGCUUUGUGGAUCCAUUUACAAGCGUCUUUUCGAUUCAACGGCAUCCCCAUCGUCCACUUUGUCACUUCUUUCAUCUCCGCGCAGUCAUUACUCCGAUGAUAGUUCAAAUAAUGAGAAAGAAUGCUUAGCAUAG
This is a messenger RNA of Peronospora farinosa, 1512 nucleotides long. NCBI's taxonomy places the organism in Eukaryota, Oomycota, Peronosporomycetes, Peronosporales, Peronosporaceae. The record is from the annotation of a GenBank genome assembly.